AACGUACUAAAGCGCGCCGAGCGCAGUGUGCUUCGCGGUAGGUGUGUGUGUGUGUGAGUGCAGGCGUUAAUUGCAAAAUCAGCUGAAGGCUGGGAUUCACUUAUCAAUACAACUACAACAACACUGCACCGCGAGUAUUUGCAAAUUGCAACGUUGACUUUACAUUGCCUUGCUUCACACUUAUAGAAUUUAUUUUUACACACACUCACAUAUACAUACUUGUAUAUAAGUAUAUUAAGCUUUAAUACAGGUAACUUGGCCGCAUUAUGGCUCAACAGCGCCCUCAACUUGUAUAUAAGCAUUGAUUUCGAGGGCCUACUGGCAUUCAGUAGCAAAGCGUCUGUCAACGCAUUAACAACAAUUAAUUAACUCCAGCUUUUAGACAAAACAAAUAAUCAACAGCACGAUGAAAUGCACAAUUUUUGUAUUCGCUAUGAUCGCUUUGUUGUUGUGCGCCAGCGUACAAGCCGUUGACAAGUCGGCUUGUUCGCAGCCCAAAGAAGUUGGUCCAUGCCGCAAAUCCGAUCCGAAGGUUUUCUACAAUAGCGAGUCGAAGGCCUGUGAGGACUUCAUCUAUGGUGGCUGCCAGGGUAAUGACAAUCGCUUCGACAACAAAGAGGAAUGUGAGAAGCUUUGCCUUUAAGUGUUGCAACAAAUGUCUAUCGAUAAAUUACACAAUCGAUUGUGUUGAACCAUUUGAGGCGUUUAAUUGUCGUUAAUGCGAAUGAGCAUGAAUAUAAGUAUGAGUAUGAGUAAUUGUUAAAUAAUUAUUGUUUCACUUUUGUUAAUAAACAGUUAAGUUGCGCAACAUUUGUUUAUAAAUAAA
This is a messenger RNA of Bactrocera oleae (olive fruit fly), 826 nucleotides long. RefSeq names its product protease inhibitor. The record is from RefSeq and is a predicted model, not a curated record. Gene Ontology annotation, molecular function: serine-type endopeptidase inhibitor activity. NCBI's taxonomy places the organism in Eukaryota, Metazoa, Arthropoda, Insecta, Diptera, Tephritidae.